AUGGACGCCUCUACGGAGCUCAGACACCAUGACUAUUCUAUCGGUUGGAUUUGUGCUCUAUCCGUCGAAGCUGCGGCGGCGAAGGCUAUGCUUGACGAGAAACAACCCCCCCUGUAUCAAGAUAUGAAUGAUCGACCACACAAUGUUGUCAUUACAUGCCUCCCUGCCGGUGUGACGGGCACUAAUGCUGCCGCUACCGUGGCGACGCAGAUGUUCCGCACGUUCACACAGAUCAGGAUCUGCCUAAUGGUAGGGAUUGGAGGCGGUGUCCCAGGUGGCGACCGCGAUGUCCGAUUGGGAGACGUUGUCGUUGGUCAAGACGGGGUGGUUCAGUACGAUCUGGGGAAAACUAUACAAGGUGGGGCGUUCCAGCAAACCGGAGUAUUGACAAAACCACCCGCCUCUCUCCUGUCCAUCUUGUCGGAGCUGAAAACAAAAUACAUGAUGGAUGGCAGCCAUUUCUCCAACUACAUCCCGGAUGCCUUCAAGAGCUUCCCAAACAUGGCUGUCGACUUUGCUUUCCCUGGUGCCGGCGACGAUGUGCUUUUCAAGUCUGGUUAUGAUCAUCCACAAGGAUUACCCAAUUGUUCAAAUUGUGACCCCCACCAUAUAGAAGACCGUGCCAUGCGCACUCCGCAGUUGCCAAAAGUACACUAUGGUCUCAUUGCAUCAGGUAAUCAAGUCAUGCGCCAUGGGGCAACAAGAGAAAAGUUGCGGGCAGAGACGAAGGCUAUCUGCUUCGAGAUGGAAGCCGCCGGUUUGGUCGACAUUGUUCCUUCUUUAGUCAUCCGCGGAAUCUGUGACUAUUCGGACUCGCAUAAAAACAAAGCAUGGCAGCCUUAUGCUGCGCUUACAGCGGCUUGCUAUGCCAGGGCAUACCUUUUGGAAGCUCCAACAGCCCGUGUCAAUCAAGUACAAUCAAUAACUGGGACGGCCAGUGUCUUAGAUUCUAUCGCCUCCAUAACCAGAACGAACUCUCAGAUUUUGUCGGCUCCAAUCUUUGCGAUUCCGAGCCAGUUUAAUGCAAGCGAUGACCUGUUGGUGAAGGACCAGAAGCUCCAAGAGUUAGCCCGCGCAGCCGAAAAAUCAUUGAAGGAUGCCUUUACCCGCCUCAGGUCCGCACUCGCACACAAUCAACAUGCAACCUUUAAACCGUGCAGCCCACGAGAUGUCCGAUUUGUACUCUUCAAGAUCCAGAAGCAGCAAGCCAGUGCCUCAUGUUGCAUGGACCUGACACGAAUGAACAAGUUAUUGGAUGGCGUUCAAACCUUCGCUAAAGAACUUCGAUUCGAGGAGAAGUCUGAAUUGAUUCCAUUUCUUUGCGGCAUGAUUCACUUAUCGUUACAAAGAACGGCUAACACUCCGGUGGCCUUUGAUCUACUGCUGAAAACAUAUAAAACAAUUGGCAACUCAAUUACAUAUGAUGAAGAAGCAGUCUCUUGGAUUUCGCAAAUCCCUAACAACAAAGAUCUGCUCAUGGCAAGGAUAGGUGAAAACAUCUUGAAGCUUCAAUGUCUGAUAUUACAGACACUCGAGAUACCGGACCCAUUAAUGGGGAAAGCUUUCGCCAGCACAUGGCACUCCCUCUCACCACAAAGGGAACAGUUACACCAAGAUCUCCGAGGGUACAAGGGUCUUGUAGAGUCUCGCGCAAAUGUAAUUACAGUCGUCGACCAUGAGCAGAGACGCGCCUUGCUUCUGGAAAGGGGAGGAUCUGCACUAAUUGACUCCAAAGAGCAGUGGUCCAAACUUCAGCAGUGGCUGGCGGGCGCCGAUUGUAUACAGAACCAUGCUGAUGUUCGCCAGAUCAGGGAAAGUACUCCAAAAAGUGGUCAUUGGCUCUCACAACAUCAGAGAUAUGUUUCCUGGAGACGGGACGACAUUCCCCAGACACCAAUUCUCUGGCUGAGUGGAGCUUUAGGAGCCGGCAAGACGGUUCUCGCGUCUGGCAUUAUUGAUGAUUGCAAUCUGGACGACAAGUCCAGAACAGCUUUUUUCUACUGCUACCAUGAUGACCCACAGCGAAAGAAAUCUCUACCAAUAUUAGCUUCUAUCCUUGCACAGCUCACGACUAGUGACCACAUACUGAUGCCAUGGUGUUACGAGCAGUAUACGACGAGCAAUCAAUUAUCUCUGCGGGACGAGGCUCAAUGCAUAGAUAUGCUGAGGUCAAUACUUCUCAGCAACAAGAAAACAUUUGUAGUCUUGGACGGCAUUGAUGAAUGCGAACGGAAAGAUCGACAAUUGCUACUCAGCUUUUUCACCCGUGCAGUCGCAGCCUGUGAAUCGAAUGAUCCCGGCAGCCUCCGCAUCGCUUUGCUGAGUAGGGAUGAAGAUGAUAUCAGAAGAGCCCUUGCCGGCGCCAUCUCUGAGAUCAAAAUUACGCCGGCCGAGAAUGAACGCGACAUGAAGCGAUACAUUAAGUUACGGUGCAAUGAAGUCAAGGACAAAUUUGAGGAGCUCAGAGCUGACGCAAUCAAGUACAUCUCGGACUCUACAUUUCUCCGAGCAGAUGGGAUGUUUCUGUUCGCUAAAUUGGUUCUGACGAAUCUACUUGAGCAAGUGUCGCUGGAGGCACUGCAGUCGGAGAUUGAACCGAGCAAUUUCCCAGCCGGGCUUGAUGCAGCCUAUGGGCGCAUUAUCCAUCGGAUCAAAAACGAUUUCGAUCCCAAUAACAUUGGGCACGCCAGAAAGAUCCUCGGCUGGGUGACCUGUUCCGUACGACCUCUGAAGUGGCACGAAAUCCAAGGAGCACUGUCUGUCAAUACGACCGAUAGAGAUAUCAACUUUGCAGGACGCCGGUCCCGAGUACAUGUUCGGGAAAUCUGUGGGUCGCUAAUCAGCAACUUGUCCGGGGACCGGGUAGAAUUGGUCCACAUGAGCGCGAAAGACUACUUGAUUCGGUCCACGUUUGUGGAUUUUGCCAGUGCCCAAAUCAACUUAGCAUCACUCUGUCUUGACUACCUGUCCUUCGACUGCUUUGAGUCCGGACAUGAAGCGGAGCAAGUGAAACAGUCUUCAUUGAAAGGUUGUUUCGCUUUUCAAGACUACGCUGCAGCUCAUUGGCCCGACCAUACUACUGCUGUGAUAAACGCUGGAUCGUCAGCCUUGUCCGGCCAUGGACAAGCAGGCGACAUGUUCAAGUCGGCCCUCCUCGACUUUCUAACACAUUAUGAGCUUGAGCCGGUCGAGGACUCUGCGGAUCAGGGGCUAGAUCUGAGUUGCCUUCCAUUCCGCGACGAGAGUUACGCAGCGAACACGUCUCAUAUCGUUGGAAUGAUACGACAGCAGAAGGCGAAGGGCAACAAGGGACUUGAUGAAAUCAUUCCAAAUGAACUUGAACGCGUGGUCCUGGCCAACCGUGCGCAGAUUGAGCAGCUGACUCUAGCAGACGUGGAAACUAGGGGGAAUCUCGAAGACUUCUAUGGCCGAAAAUGGUACAAGUGCCCCAAAGCAGCUUGCUACUAUUUCCAUGAAGGCUUCCUCACUGAGAAGGAAAGGAACUAUCACGUUAUGCGGCACGAGUACCCUUUCCGCUGUACCGAUGUCACCUGUGAGACUGGCUACCGAGUAGGCUUCACAACCGCCAAGCUGCUGGAGAAACAUUUGACCGUUCAUCAUCCAGAAUCCAAGCAAAUCACAGCAAUUUUCACAAGACUGAAGAAAGAACGGUCAUCUGGCGCACAUCUUCCGAAGCAAGGCACCAACAUCUCCACCAAUACCGGGAAAUUUUCGUGCCAUAUAUGCUUGAGAACAUAUACUAGAAAGGAGAAGCUCAAUAACCAUCUUCGGACUCACCGGGAAGACCAAACACUUUACAAGUGCUCGGUCGCUGAGUGUGAGAAGUCGUUCUUCAGGGACGAUGAAAGAAAACGACAUGAAAGAGAAGUCCACUCGGAAGAAAAGAGAUUCUCGUGCACUGUAGAGCUGAAGUAUGGGAUUCCAGGCUCAAAGAGCUGUGGUUGUAACAAGGGAUUUCCCCGGCUUGCGUCUCUUGUGAGCCAUUGGCGCAGCAAAAACGGCCAAGCCUGCCUAAAACCACUUCGAGAUGAAGAAGAGCUCGAAAGGCAAUGGGAAAAUCAGAUUGUCAGGAGGAAAGCUGAUGGGCUGGAACUUCCCCUACCUCGACAGCUCUACGAGCAGUUUCCGGAUUUGCGCAAAUCAAAUUUUGCACUUCCAGCGGUAGGAACGAUCGGCGAUGGCCAACAGCAGGCCGGUUUAGAGAAGUGGCAGCCGUUCAAAUCGAAUACAACGCCUGAGGCGGCUAUCUCUGAAGCAGAGAUGCAUACCUCUGACCGAACAGAGGGGGCUGCUGCGCCCCGGAUGUUUGCUGAACCGUCUGAGUAA
Messenger RNA from Exophiala bonariae, 4347 nucleotides. RefSeq lists its product as uncharacterized. Gene Ontology annotation, molecular function: catalytic activity. The transcript is spliced from 7 exons. Gene Ontology annotation, biological process: nucleoside metabolic process. Lineage: Eukaryota; Fungi; Ascomycota; Eurotiomycetes; Chaetothyriales; Herpotrichiellaceae. The record is from RefSeq and is a predicted model, not a curated record. Bases 1 to 4347 code for a protein of 1448 amino acids.